UAACUUGAUAUCUUGUUUGCUUUGGUUGAUAAUGAGGAAAGACAGUGAUUUCUGCAUAAUUGUAGCGUGAUGUUGUGCGUUUGUUUGGCGGAGAGUGGUUAAGUUCCUGUGACAACGGCUACAAUGGCCCUUCCCGCAGCUAUGGCUCUGUCGGGGUUGAACGAAGACCACUUCGACGGAUUAACUGACGUGUUCAACCAUGGAGCCCUUUUACUGAAAAGCCCCAGCUUAACCUCCAUAUCAUCGCAAUCCUCCCAAGAAAGCGGUAUCUCAUCGUUCUGGAGCGACUCGGAUUCCUUCAUUAAAAAUUUGGGCCCCCUUUUCGACAUGCUCUUCAACACUCGACUCCAAGUAAAGAAUGUCAACGCCGCCGACUGCGUUCAGAAACCGCGCCCUGAAAAACCCGUCGUCAAACCCAAGUCCAUAAUGUACCAGAACCGCGACGUUCUGGACUUGGCUUCGAACAUCCAAUGGAAGUGGAACUUCCAGCCCGCGGAGAUUAAGUACGAAACGAAAUACUUCUUUGAGAACAGAUCUCAAUAUACUCGAGUAUUAGGUGCUCAAAUUCCUGAGCACGUUACCAUCAAGUGUGGUUUCGAAGGAUGCGAGUUUGAGGAACCGAAAUAUGAAUGACGAUGACAAUGACAAUUUUUAAAGUUUGUAUGUUGGUAAUGUGUUACCUCCGAGACAAUUUUAUAUUUAUUCGGCGAAUAGUUCAGUAUUUUAACCAAAUUUUUAUGUCUUUUUGUACUUAACGAUUAGGUUUAAUCUCAUUUAGGGCCUGAAGGUGUGUUAGUGAUAUUAGUUUUUGGCGGCUUCCAAAGACGCAGCGGUUGUGACUUUCGCAUUGUGAUUACUGUUUGUUAGUUGGUAAGACUGAAAAUGUGAUUUUAACAGACGCAAUAAUGUGGUUAUGCAGGUUAUUAUUUGAAUAAAGAAUCGUAUACAUUUU
This is a messenger RNA of Zophobas morio, 952 nucleotides long. RefSeq lists its product as uncharacterized. The transcript is spliced from 3 exons. The record is from RefSeq and is a predicted model, not a curated record. Lineage: Eukaryota; Metazoa; Arthropoda; Insecta; Coleoptera; Tenebrionidae. Bases 124 to 633 code for a protein of 169 amino acids.